Molecule: messenger RNA, 5404 nt
Organism: Dendronephthya gigantea
Lineage: Eukaryota; Metazoa; Cnidaria; Anthozoa; Malacalcyonacea; Nephtheidae
Product: deleted in malignant brain tumors 1 protein-like
Exons: 17
Coding region: 71-4981 (1636 amino acids)
Cellular component (GO): membrane
Source: RefSeq, a predicted model, not a curated record
CCAUUGGAUAUCGUUUGAGCAAUAGCUGAAAACUGAAAAGUGCCGAAGAAUAAAAUUACCAGUUCACGAGAUGACAAGCAUCGCCUUCAUAACUGGCACGGUUCUUUUUUUAAUUCAAUUUGUACCACAUCAGUGUCAAGGUUUCCUAUCUGGGUCGCUAAGGUUACAAGGACUAUCAAGUGCCAAUGGUUCUGGCCGUGUUGAAGUAUUGCACAAAGGAUACUGGGGAACAAUCUGCGAUGAUGGAUGGGAUAUGAAAGAUGCUAAAGUCGCAUGUCGUCAGCUUGGUUAUCAAGAUGUUGCAAGAACUCUUCAGAGGAAUGAGGUUCCUUCUGGUUCUGGAAAUAUUUGGCUAGUUGCUCUUGAUUGCACUGGAGAGGAAGAAAAUAUUACAAGCUGUCAUCACAAUGGUUGGGGCGCUCAUUCCUGCACCCAUUUUUAUGAUGCCGGAGUAGAAUGUUCUACAAGAGAUCUUUUCACUUCUCCAGUUCAACUGAGGUUACAAGGACCAUUAAGCGCAUAUGGUAUUGGUCGUGUUGAAGUAUUAUAUCAUGGUUAUUGGGGGACAAUCUGUGAUUAUGGUUGGGAUACGCAAGAUGCUAGAGUUGUGUGUCAUCAACUUGGUUAUGAUCUAGAACAUGUACACAGUAGAACUCUUUAUAGAGGCCUGGUUCCUUUCGGUUCGGGACUGAUAUGGUUAGCCCACGUAGCUUGUAAUGGAAAGGAAAAUAACAUUAGAAAGUGUUCUCAUAAUGGUUGGGGGGCUAAUAAUCAUUGUUCUCAUUAUUACGACGCCGGGGUUGAAUGUUCCAGCACAGCGGUAAAGAUGAGAUUGCAAGGACCAAUAAGUGCAAAUGGUACUGGUCGUGUUGACGUUUUCUACAAUGGACAAUGGGGAACAAUCUGUGAUGAUGGAUGGGAUAUAAGAGAUGCUCAGGUUGUAUGUCGUCAACUUGGUUAUAAAGAUGCUGCCAGAGCACUUUAUGGUAGGCAGGUUCCUUCUGGUUCUGGACAAAUAUGGCUGUAUCAGGUCGAUUGCAAUGGGAAGGAACAAAAUAUAACAAGUUGUCAUCACAGAGGUUGGGGGGAUAAUACUUGCGGGCAUAGUCGAGAUGCCGGGGUUGAAUGCACUAGCACAGAUUUGUCAGCUACGCCUGUUUCCCUCCGGUUGCAAGGACCAUUGAGUACAAAUGGUACAGGUCGUGUUGAAGUAUUUUAUCAUGGCCAUUGGGGAACAAUCUGUGAUAAUGGAUGGGAUUUAAGAGAUGCGAAGGUUGUAUGUCGUCAACUUGGUUAUAAAGACGCUGUAAGAACGCUUCGAAGGGGGACUUUUCCUCGAGGUUCAGGACUUAUAUGGUUAUCUUACGUCGCUUGUAAUGGAAAAGAACAAAACAUCACGAAUUGUACCCACAGUCCUUGGGGAGUUCAUUAUUGUUCUCAUAAUCAAGACGCUGGAGUGGAAUGUUCCACAACUGAUUUUGUAGACGCGGGGGUGAGAAUAAGAUUACAAGGGCCAUCAAGUGCAAAUGGUACUGGUCGCGUUGAAGUAUUCUAUCAUCGUGAUUGGGGGACAAUCUGUGAUUAUGGAUGGGAUAUGAGAGAUGCUAAGGUUGUUUGUCGUCAACUCGGUUAUGAUCUAAAUCAUACAUAUGUUAGGACACUUCCUAGGCACCUUGUUCCUUCUGGUUCUGGACCAGUAUGGUUAUCUUACGUCUCUUGUACUGGCAAAGAACAGAAUUUAACAAGCUGUUCUCAUAAUGGUUGGGAAAACAAUCAUUGUUUCCACGAUCAAGACGUCGGAGUGGAAUGUUCUAAAAAAGCUGUUUUAAUAAGGUUGCAAGGACCAUCAAGUUCAAAUGGUACUGGUCGGGUUGAAGUAUUUUUUCAUGAACAAUGGGGGACAAUCUGUGAUGAUGGAUGGGAUAUGAGAGAUGCUAGGGUUGUAUGUCGUCAACUUGGUUAUACAGAUGCUGCUAGGGCCCUCAAAAGUGGCGAGGUACCUCCUGGUUCUGGAAAGAAGUGGUUAUCUGGUGUUUCCUGCUCUGGGGAAGAAAACAAUAUUGUAAGCUGUCCUGAUAAUAAUUGGGGGCGUUCUUACUGCUCUCAUUCUAGAGACGCUGGAGUUGAAUGUUCAACAAAAGAUUUUUCAAAUACACCUGUGCUGGUCAGGUUGCAAGGACCGCUGAGUGCAAAUGGUACUGGUCGUGUUGAAGUAUUAUAUCAUGGAUAUUGGGGGACAAUCUGCGAUUCUGAAUGGGAUAUGAGAGAUGCCAUAGUUGUAUGUCGACAACUUGGGUAUGCAGAUGUUAAUAGAAUUCUUGAAAGGCACCAGGUUCCUUCUGGUUCCGGACAGAUAUGGUUAUCUGAUGUCGCUUGUACCGGGGAAGAAAAGAAUAUUACAGAUUGUUCUCAUAAUGGUUGGGGGAAUCAUUAUUGCUUCCAUUCUAACGACGUCGGAGUAGAAUGUUCCUCAACAGUUUUUUCAGCUACACCUGGGCCGGUCAGGUUACAAGGACCAUUAAAUGAAACAGGGUCGGGUCGUGUUGAAGUAUUCUAUCGUGGUAAUUGGGGAACAAUUUGUAAUUAUCAAUGGGAUAUGAGAGACACUAGAGUUAUUUGUCUUCAACUGGGUUAUCCCGAUGCUGUCAGAACUCUCAAAAGAAACGAGUUUCCUACUGGUUCUGGACGGAUAUGGUUUUCUCACGUGGCUUGUACUGGAGAAGAGCAAAAUAUAACAAGUUGUUCUUAUAGAUGGGAUCAUCCUUAUUGCUCACAUUCUCGAGAUGUCGGAGUAAACUGCUCAACAACAGCUAUAACUGCGCCACUCAGGUUACAAGGACCAUUACGUGACGAUGGUAAUGGUCGUGUCGAGGUACUCUUCGAUGGAUCCUGGGGAACAAUCUGCGACAGUAAAUGGAAUUUAAAAGAUGCCAGGGUGGCAUGUCGUCAGCUUGGUUACCAAGAUGUUGCUCGGGCUCUUAUUACGAAUCAGGUCCCUUCAGGUUCUGGGCAGAUAUGGUUACAAAAUGUCGAAUGUGCUGGCUCGGAGUUUAAUAUUGCAAGUUGUGUUCAUAGUAGGGGUUGGGGUGAUACCUCUUGCUCACAUUCAAGAGAUGUAGGAGUUGAAUGUAGUACAACAGAUUUUUCAAAUACCCCUGUGUCGCUAAGGUUGCGUGGGCCAUUGAGUGAAAAAGGGGCAGGUCGAGUUGAAGUGUUCUAUCAUGGAUAUUGGGGUACAAUCUGUGAUUAUUCAUGGGAUUUCAAAGAUGCUAGGGUUGUGUGCCAUCAACUUGGAUAUGUGGAUGCUGUAAGAACUCUUCAAAGAAGCGAAGUUCCUCCAGGUUCUGGACAAGUGUGGUUAAGAGAUGUCGAUUGUUCUGGUGAAGAGCACAAUAUAGUAAAUUGUUCUCACAGUUCUUGGGGAGUUAGUCCUUGUACCCAUGAUCGUGACGCUGGAGUUCAAUGUUUUACAACAGCUAUAACUCCGCCAAUCAGGUUGCAAGGACCAUCAAGUAAAGAAGGUAUCGGUCGUGUUGAAGUAUUGUACAAUGGCCAAUGGGGAACAAUUUGUGAUUCCGAGUGGGAUUCUAAAGAUGCGAACGUGGUAUGUCGUCAACUUGGAUAUCCUGAUGCUUUUGGAACUCUUCAAAGAAACUUGGUUCUUCCUGGCUCUGGAAAAAUAUGGCUAACCAAUGUUGGUUGCACUGGGAAAGAACAAAAUAUUACCAGUUGUCUCCAUAGCGGUUGGGGGGAAGCUCAAUCUUGCUCUCAUUCUGGGGACGCUGGAGUAGAAUGUUCUAAGACAGCUAUAAAUGUGUCACUCAGGCUGCAAGGGCCACUGAGAGAAGAUGGAACUGGUCGGGUUCAGGUAUAUUACAAGGGGAAAUGGGGAACGAUCUGCGACAGUGGAUGGGAUUUACAAGAUGCCAGGGUUGUCUGUCGUCAACUUGGUUACCCCAACGCUGUUAGAACUCUUCAGAGGAGCGAAGUUAUUCCUGGUUCUGGACCAAUUUGGUUAAACAACCUUCAUUGUACUGGAAAAGAAGAAAAUAUUAAAAGUUGUUCACAUGAUGGUUUGGGUGUCCUCUAUAGCUCGUGCUCUCAUGAUUAUGACGCUGGAGUAGAAUGUUCAGAGAGACCAAAUAUAACAGUCAAUUGUUCCAGUUUAAUCGCAGUAAAUCUUGGUGAUGAUAUAACAUGCUUGUGUGAAGGAAAAGGUGGAAAACCUCCAGUCGAUGUGACAUGGUAUAAAGAUGGCGUCCAGUUUGGUGACACAGAACAGAAACAAAACAUGUUGACUCUCAGUAAUGUUGUUGAAACAGAUAGUGGAACAUACAAAUGUAUUGGGAAAAUCCACACUUUCACGGAUGAAAAGUCAAUUGAGAUCGAUUUUUACGAAAAACCAAAUGUAACAAUCAAUUGUUCCAGUCUGAUCAUUGUUAAUAUCGGUGAUAGUGUAACAUGUCUUUGUGAGGGAAAAAACGGAUACCCGCCAGCCGAUGUGACGUGGUAUAAAAAUGACACACAGAUUGGUGACACGAAAAAGAAAGAGAAUGUUUUGACUCUCAAGAAUAUUAAUACAACAAAUGGUGGAACAUACGUAUGCGUAGGGAAAAGUGACUCUCUGGCAGGCAGAAAUUCAAUUGAAGUCCUUUUUAGUGAAAAAUCACACUCCAAAGGGUCGAAGGACGGCACUAAAUGGUAUAUUUCUUUCAUCAUCGUCGUGGCUGUAAUUAUUGUUGUACUUUGUGUUGCAUAUGCUGUUGUGUAUUAUCGUCGGCGAUGGUUAGGAAAAGCUGCAUCAAGUGCCGAUGUUCAAGAUACAAAUCCAGACCCAAUUUACGAAGAGGUUAAUCUUAAAAAUUUGGCGCAAAACCGCUACCAGUCACCAAAAGGCGCCGUAAACGAUGGUUACUCGACUUAUGCUGAUUUAGAUAAGGCGAGAGAUCCAGACAACACUUAUCAAACUCUAAAUAAUUAGUCACAGUAAUACGAUAGAAUUCACGGUACGAAUUCACAGAACUGCACGCGUAUAUCAUUUUUUUAAGUAAACUUGUUUAUUACAUAAAUUUCAGCACAUAUUAAAAAAUGAUACAUUUAAUAAAGAUAAGGGGUGCAAAAUAACAUUACGUAAGGAUGCAAACAUAAUUUAGCAUAUAGCCUGUAAUUUAUGUGAUUUUGGUGUCCGUAUCUGCUGUUUUUAUAUAUAACUCGUAUAUUAAAAUUCCAAAAUGGGUAGUAUAAAUUUCGCCAUGGUGGAGGAAAGAUCGCAGCAAAUUGCCAAGCACUUUGAUUAGCGAUGAGGUAAAAAUCAAUAUACUGUGGAUAUAUUGUUAAUUAUAAAUAUAAUCUGUAAACUGAAAUACAAAGAUGUAUUAUUAUAUCUUUUAACUUUAUAAUAUAC